Tricharina praecox is the source of this 3824-nucleotide messenger RNA. RefSeq lists its product as uncharacterized. The transcript is spliced from 2 exons. Lineage: Eukaryota; Fungi; Ascomycota; Pezizomycetes; Pezizales; Pyronemataceae. The record is from RefSeq and is a predicted model, not a curated record. Bases 81 to 3761 code for a protein of 1226 amino acids.
AGGUUGCGCGGCCUUCCGGUGACUAUGCUGAUGGUGUAUCUGGACAGCGGAAGCAAAUAAUUUGAGCGUAUCGUUACGACAUGGGAUCUAUCCACACGCCAAAUAGCAAUACUUCCCUAGCGACUUCACCGGCACCGAUCAACAAAAUCUCACGAGGAAAGAUGGCGAACAACAUGCACCAGUUUGCAUGUUCCCCGAACCGGAAUGACCCACGGCGUAUCUUCGAAUUUGACGGAUCUUUGUUCCUUCUAGACGGAAAUGCGUCGACUCCUGUGUCGCAACCGUUAAGACCCGCUCUUCCCAGCAUGGCAUCUCACGCGCGAUCCCCGUCGGCGCCUUACAGUACAGGUUCGCCAGGCGCAGCCGCUACUCCGGAUUCGCACAACAGCUACGACUCGAGCUAUCUUGACCCGCGAGGGUCUUCCUCACCUUCGGCCCAUGAGAUAGGGAUCAGUGGCAAUACGACACCUGGGUUUGAGACCUUGGAGGACCUGCCGGAUCUUGGGAUUAACAUACCUGAGCUCGAAGAUGAGCGGUUUGGUCUGCCGCCGAACUCGGCUGGUUCGAACGGAUAUCCACCGAGUCCUCGCCUGACGGCCUCACCUCACCCAGGUGCGGCACAGCUCUCCCCGGAGGUGACCAUCUCCAGGUUCUCGGAUUGUGGUAGCCCAAUCAUCAAAAUCGAGCAUUCGACACCAGACUACCAUCCUAGCCCUUACGUUCAGCAACACAGUAAUUCGUCCACUACCUCAGACCUAGCCGAAGGCAACGGGACGAUCCGGCGCGGCGAAGAUGGGAGCUGGCACGGCGGUCUGGAUCCAUCUACCAGAGGCAGCGAAUACCUCCCGUUUUCGCUAAAAGAACAAGAGUUUGAAGCGAUGAAGCAAGCCAAGAAUGCUGAUGUAGAGGAGUGGUUGCGGAGAUCCGCCGAACAAUUACCGCGCCAGCCCAUCAGCGGUGGACUUGUGGCGCCAAAGGAAGGUCGGAGGCGCUCGCGAAGUGUGUCAGACUUCCGCUUAAGCCAAGCGUUCGAGGAUGGCAAACCCAUGGGCCAAAUACAGAAUGGCACCGAGACGGCUAACGCGGUUGUCAUUGAUGAUGAAGACGACGACGAUUCCUCGGUCGCGUCGGUUGAUUCCACGUGGCAGGAUGGAUCCCUCGACGAUGAACCGCCGCCAAAUGUCAAAAAGGAGCUAUCCCGCAAACCAGAAGAUGUCGAUAUGGACGAGGCUGACGAAAUCGAUGAUGAGGAACGACUACAGAGGGAACGGGAAACUGACCCCUCAUUGCUGCCCAAACCCAAACAGUUCUUCUCAUCGCAUCCCUGGAAUGACAUCGCGGCACCGGUCACUCGAGGCGCUACCAUGGCCCAUCGAAACCAACCUGGAACUGCGAAUAUGGCCAUCAUGAAAUUUCAGAGAUACGCCGAAAACAUCGAGACCGCCUCCAGGGUGGCAACGGCGGGAAGCAACAUGACCAAAGGUCGGCGAAACAGUGCCGGAGAUGCGGACAAGGUGCUUCCCGGUCCAUUGAAGAGAUUGAGUUUCGGCAGAGACAAGAGCAAGAAUCCAGGCACUCCUACGAGGCGGCCAAGCAUCUGGGGUGGCUUGAGGUCCGGCUUGAAGAGGGGUCUUAGCAAUGCUGGAGAUAAGGAUAAGGAUAAAGAGAAAGACGGGGAAAACUCCUCCUCGUCCCCCACUUCCCCCACGGAUAAAAACAAUGCCAAGUUGCAGUCACCUCCUGAUGGGCGGAAACGGGGCCGCUCGUUCUCUUCUCUCAGUGGGCCUUCUAAAGCAUUUUCGCAAGGAAUUCUCGGUCCCACAUUCGGUCAGCCUAGUGGUUUACAAGUCCAGACUUCCAACAUUGGCAGUGCAUUCGCACAGAUGGCUUCGCCACUCAUGGCCGCGGGAGCUGGUGCGAAUAAGCCAAGUACUGCCAGUCCACCACCGCUUAGCGGUGUAAUCGCCCGCGUGAGGAGGAGGCGGAGCAGGAGUGAGCUGCAACGGAAACACAUCUUUGGCGUGGUCACUAGUCUAAUAGGCCCGGCACUACCAUCUGCUUCCACUUCAGCUUCGACACCACCGGACCAGGAAAUCACACCGGGGCGGAUCUCGAAGAAAUUUACAUUCGGCGAGGACUCACAGCAGCGGGGUGUAGAGCAAGUAAAGAAGUUCCUGUCGCCUGUCGACGCACAGAAUAAUCGGAACGGCGACGACGAGGAUGGCACGGAUGAUGGCGAUAUCUCGCCGCAGACCGCCCGGACACCUGGUGGUACAAAGGCUGCUCUGCCGAAACACGAAAUCAUCCCGACGUUGGAUGGAUUUGCCCAGAAUGUUAGGACGCUGGCGCCUGGGCUGAGUCAGAAGCUCGUCGAUCGUAUUGCUCAUGAGCAGUGCAAGAGGUUCAAGAAGUUGGUAGAUCAUCGCCAUAAGCAUCUUGUGGCGUUGAAGGCAAAUGGUCAUUGUAGCAACAAUGCGAAGUGUCGAAAGGUUUUUGGUGCCGUCGGCGUGGGUAGUGAUGGUGUUGUUGGUGUCAUUGGGCAUAAACGUGGGAAUAGCAACAGCUUUGAUGCCGAUGACCAUGGCUUUGAUUCCUCCGAUGAGAAUGACGGCGCAUCACCCGGUGAUGGCAACGUUGCAGCUGCGCAAUUCCCACCGGGAGUGCCGACGCCUCCUGUCUCUCGUCUGCCUGCAGAGUUUGAGUGUCCUAUCUGCUUCAAGACUAAAAAGUUCAACAAGCCCUCGGACUGGACCAAGCAUGUGCAUGAAGAUGUCCAACCCUUCACUUGCACAUUCCCGGAAUGUACCGAGCCCAAGUCGUUCAAACGGAAAGCCGACUGGGUACGACACGAGAACGAGCGGCACAGACACCUGGAAUGGUGGACUUGCAACCAACCAGACUGCAAUCACACGUGCUAUCGCAAAGACAACUUUGUCCAGCACCUGGUGCGAGAACACAAGAUGCCGGAACCCAAAGUCAAGACGCAAAAGAAGAACAGCAAGGAUGCAUCUAGGUCCGAGCUUGACAGAGUGUGGCAGAUUGUCGAUGCGUGUCACCAGGAAACAUCCGAUCUCCCCACGUCGGAGAAGUGCCGCUUCUGUGGAAGUACCUGCUCAACUUGGAAGAAGCUUACGGUACACUUGGCACGUCAUAUGGAGGCCAUCAGUCUUCCCGUCCUCGACUUGAUCAAGGAUGAUGCCGUGGUUCCGGUGACUAGAGGACCCAGACGACACAUUCCCGCCCAUAAUCCGGUGCCACGACAAGCAGCUCCGUCGCCGCAACGACAACAGCAACAACCGAUACCGCCACCGGUAUCAAGCAUGGAAAUCGACACAUACUCGAUCCCCGCUCCAGCCCCGCUGCAAGUGCCAACCUACAACCUUACACCGCCGCAACCGUCGCCGCACCAGCGCUCGAGGUCGGUACCGGCAUUCGAUUACAUGCAGCCGGAAUCAAUGCAACCCACAUAUAGCGGCUUCCAGUACGACCAGCAGCAGCAACAGCAGCAGCAGCAGCAACAGCAGCAGCAGCAGUCACAACAGCCAUACCAUCAUAAGUCGCCACAGCCACAACAAGUGUACUCACAACAGACCGGCUUCGACGGCGGAGGCGGCGGAUACCAAUACUAUCCUACACAGCAGGGCUACAAUGGGUUCGUACACACAACCACCCCGUUGUCACAGAGUGUUAGUCCGAUGAUUGGGGCCAUGACGUAUUAUCCCGAGACAGAGAUCGCGGACCAGUAUAUUUAUCCGCGGUAGUUAUGAGGAGUUAGGAUUGGGAGUGAGAGUAAGUGUUGGGAGUUUUUUUCGGGCAGGAUCUUC